Monopterus albus (swamp eel) is the source of this 3040-nucleotide messenger RNA. RefSeq names its product microtubule-associated protein 7a (gene map7a). NCBI's taxonomy places the organism in Eukaryota, Metazoa, Chordata, Actinopteri, Synbranchiformes, Synbranchidae. Gene Ontology annotation, cellular component: microtubule cytoskeleton. Bases 356 to 2179 code for a protein of 607 amino acids. The transcript is spliced from 14 exons. The record is from RefSeq and is a predicted model, not a curated record. Gene Ontology annotation, biological process: microtubule cytoskeleton organization.
UUGUGUGGAAGUAAAGCGGAGCAGCUCACAAGGGAGAGAUCUUUAAAGGGGGAGUAUCCUUUUUAUAGUCUCACUGAAGAUCACAAUCUCUUUAGACUUCCAUAAAAGGAGACUGGGGUACAAUUUCUUUGUGAACCACCUUGCCUUAAAUGAUCUCCACUGGACAGGAGUAUAACUAGAUGCUUUAUUUUCUUGCAUUUCUUUCUAUUGGUUUGUGACGCACAGAUGGACAAGCAGCUGAUUCAGGAGGCAGAUCCCUGUGCAGCAGACUCUGAAAGCAAGGUCCCGAAGGCAUCUUGAAAUAGAAAUUCAAAAGAGGAAAAGGAGGGGGAGAUUUUUGAGUGAGAGCAUCGGUAUGCCAGGCUCAGUACCCAGCAUGGCUGUGCAGAAGAAACAGAGUGCUGACCCUCCAUCGCAGGGACCACUUUCUACACGUACCACUGACAGACCAAGGAAGGGGAAUGGAUUUGAAAGAAUGGGAGUGGCUAAUGGACUAAAUGUGGACGAGAGGCUUAAAGCAGCACGAGAAAGAAGAGAAGCUCACCAGAAGUUACUUGCCUCUCGGGAGCUGAGCAGGUUGGAGCGGGAACAGCAGGCCAGGCGUUACUAUGAACAACAACUGCAGGAGCGCAAGAAGAAACUCCUGGAGCAGAGACUCAAAGAGGAGAGAAGACGUGCUGCUGUGGAAGAAAAGCGCCAGCAGAGGCUGAAGGAGGAGAAGGCGCGAUAUGAAUCUGCAGUGCGCAGGACACUGGAGAAGAGCCAAAGGGCCCAAAAGAACCUCAGCCAAAACACAAGAGGAAGGAAGCUCACCAAAAACGUUCCACGUCGCUCACCACUGACCGCAUGGGAGAAGAAUUUGAUCAGUCGCCUUCUUACCCCUACAUGCUCUUUUCUGGCCAGGAGCAAGAGUGCUGCUUGUCAGUCAGGGGAAGAAGUUGUCCAUGUUUGUCGCCGUGCAGCUUCAUUUCACUCCAUGACCACCACCACCCCCACCUCUCACCAAACCCAGCACCACUCUGGUUCAGUUCAUCACAGGCCGUCUGCCUCUCCCAGUCCCAACAACAGAAACAACAGUCUGGCACAGAUCAAAGCAGCAAAACAGCAAGAUGCUUAUAAGAAGAACUCAAACAUUAGAUCAGCUAGCAUCAACACCAGUGUCAAACCAAUCACUGUUACACAAAGCAGAACAGCCUCCACCUCACCAGAACAAACCCCUCAAAGAUCAAUCAGCAGACAGCCAACUCCACUGCAACUUGAGCUCCCAUCGGUCCCUGAGGAAGAUGUGGUGGUUUGUACUUCUGCCCUUGCUCCUGGUAACGCAAGGCCUGCCAGAACAUCAGCUGAGGCUCAGCAAAAUAAAAUGAGAGAUGAAAAUCCAACAGAGACUCUUUGUUCCAGCCGGCCUGACCCAGAGACAGAAGCUAUAACUAGAACAGCAGGAAAUGGAUGUCCUUCCCAGGUGCCACCUCAUCCAGCUUCACAGCUUCCUGAAGUUGUGUGCAGGCCCUCAGCUGGAACCACAGACCCAGAAGAGGCCUCGCGUCUCUUGGCUGAAAAGAGGAGAGAGGCCCGACUACAGCGGGAGAGAGAGGAACAGGAGCGCCUGCAAAGAGAACAGGCCGAGAGGCGAAGUCAUGAAGAACUGGAGUACAGGAGGGCAAAGGAGCGAGCACAACAGCAGGCAGAGGCUCAACGUCUGAUAGAGGAGAAGAAGAGAAGGGAGGAAGAAGAACAGAGACGAGCUGAGGAAGAGAGAGCCCAGGCCAUGAGGGAAGCUGCCCUUCUACAGAAACAGAGAGAGGAAGAACAAGCCAAAGAGAGGGUAAAAGCAGAGCAUAUGAAACAAGAGCGAGAAAUACUUGCACGGAAAGAGGAAGCAGAACGACAAGCAAGAAAACAGCGUCUUGAGGAGAUCAUGCGGAGAACCAGGAGGACAGAUUCUCCAGACAUGAAAGCAGUGCCCAUUGCGAUAUUGCCAAAUGACACCCAACCAAAGGAGAAUACAGAGCUUAUGGAAGAUGGUGUCAGGCUCCCAGUGGGGACAAAGUCCUCACAGCUGAGGCUGAACAGUGAGGACGACAUAGUACCUGUUGUGGUCUUCAAAGAACGGAGGUCUCUCAGAACACUUACCGGACUGGAGGAAAUCCAGACCCACCAACGAGCAGAGGUCAUCUGAGCACCUGCAAAGUGGAGAGAAGUUCAAAGAAUUUGCUGAGAGCUGUGAAUUCUCUGUGAAAGACGGAAAUGACUGCAGAACAGCCAUUUUGCUGCCCUUAAGCAUCUUGAAAGAGCAUGUAAAAUUAUAGCCUUGGACGUCAGCAUUUGGUCACUCUUCUGUGUGGAACAAAUACUGUGGAAGUUGCAAAUUCAUUUCUUCAGUACAGCAGGUUUCUGAACUAAUAUCUAAAACACAGUAGAUGUAGACUGCUAUGAUGAUAGUUUGCUAGAAAAUGCAGUCUAACAGUUAUGGAGAGUGUUGCCUCUGUGAAAUGCUAGGAAUAGCCAUUCUAACAAUCACAUAUGUUAUACCAUAUGGUUCUUACUUAUUCCUAAUAUUUCUUUCUAAGCACUUUUCCUUCCUCGGUCUUGUCACAGUGGAAUUAGAAUAGAUCAAAUUGCUGUUUGCACUAAGAGUUUAAGGCGUUAGUCAAUGUUCACUUCCUGUGUAAAUUCCUAUUUUAACCCUCUGAAUUUGUGAAGUAUAACAAUCACAUAUUUCAAAGCUGCUAACUUAGAUUCCAAAGACUUUGCUUCAGUUUUAUGAGUGGUGUUUUAGAAAAUGAUGCAAAGCAAUUAUUGCACAAUCAUUAACAAAGCAAAGUCUGAGGUGUAGAGGUUAAGAGUUUAUUAUAAUAAAAACAUAUAUUAAAAAAAUCAGAUCAAUAUUCAACAUUUGAUCUUAUAGUUGGAGUAUUGCUUAUUACUAUCAGUUGUUAACCUGUUGAAAUGUCUGCCAUAUUUGAUUAAAGUGGAUACUAUACUGAGUCCCUUGUUUCAGUUAAUAUGUUGACUUUAACAAUUAAGUAAAACAAAAAAA